GUCAUCAUGGCCCAAGCUUGACUUGCAUCCACAUUGACCGCCACAACAGCCACCAAACGCAUUCGAUCGGGCGACAACGUUCCCCUCCAACCACAACAACUCACACACACCCCCGCCUCAAUUGAAGGGACAAAAAACCGAAUUCCGUGACAAACCGAAGGCUACACCUGCGUACUGCCCUAGAUACAUUCCGAAGAAAAGCGAACCACGUCGUCCAACAUGAAGCUCCUCGUCUCCCUGUCCCUCCUGGCCUCGGCCGCCGUGACCGUUCUUGCGGCCGAGGAGCUUGGAAUCGAAGUCACCCAGGCCGUCAACUGCGAACGCAAGACCAAAACCGCUGCUGACCAGCUUCGUGCCUUGUCCAACCGCUACAGGAAUGGCGACACUGUGCACAUGCACUACAAGGGCACACUCCAGUCUACUGGUGACAAGUUCGAUGCCAGCUACGAUCGGGGCACUCCCUUGGCCUUCCAGCUUGGAACCGGCCGAGUUAUCAAGGGCUGGGAUCAGGGAUUGUUGGACAUGUGCAUUGGCGAGAAGAGGACAUUGACUAUCCCACCAUCGUUGGGCUACGGUGCCAAUGGCAUUGGUCCCAUUCCUGGCGGCGCAACACUCAUUUUUGAAACUGAGCUCGUCUCGAUUGAUGGUGUUGAGAAGCCUGAGAAGAUCGACUACGUCACCAAGGCUGAGGAGGCCGCGUCGAAGGCGACUGAGAAGGUUGCUGACAAGGUUGCGGACAAGAUCAAGGAAGCCGCAGAGGUGGUCAAGACUGUCGUCGCUGACUCUGAUGACGCUGGUCAGGAGCACAACGAGCUCUAGGCUGGCACCUUGUCACACUCAGGUCUUUACAUGACAGGUUCGCGUGGAUCUUGAGGCUAUGUAGCAGGACUUGGCUAAUCAUAUGCCAGUACGUUUCACGAUUAGUGUGGUGUGCGCAUAUGUGAACGCUGCACAAGUCCCAGCGGGGAGUUAUUCCCGAUCCUGUUAGCUUGUGUAACUUCGACGAAACAAUACACGCCAGUUUCUAUCCAUGAUUGCUUUCCUGGAAGUCUUUUGUUUGAUUCAUCACGCACGCUGUCUGUAUCAGCUCGAAGUGGGCUCUGGACAAGCAUGUUGUGCCGAAGGCGAUACUCUGGAUAUGCUGCAUUCCUUGGCGAAUGUUAGUUGAUAUCGACUGAUUGGGAAACAGAUCAUGUCAUUUUAUAUGUCGUAUAAUCCCAGGAGCUGUCUGACGAGUCAUUGGCACCGGCGUGAACCUUAUUCCAUCCAACUGCAACGAAAUAG
Messenger RNA from Pyricularia grisea, 1284 nucleotides. RefSeq lists its product as uncharacterized. Bases 220 to 819 code for a protein of 199 amino acids. Gene Ontology annotation, molecular function: peptidyl-prolyl cis-trans isomerase activity. The transcript has 6 exons. Lineage: Eukaryota; Fungi; Ascomycota; Sordariomycetes; Magnaporthales; Pyriculariaceae. The record is from RefSeq and is a predicted model, not a curated record. Gene Ontology annotation, biological process: protein peptidyl-prolyl isomerization.